AUGUUGAUCGAAUCUGUGUUGGGGUGUUUAUCUUUACAAAGGGCAUUAGGAGGCCUGGUAGGGCUACUAGCAGUAGCGACCUUCGCCUACGCCUUCUACAACCGCUUCAUUCACCCUCUUCGCCGUAUCAACGGCCCCAUCCUAGCAUCCAUCACACCUUGGGUACAGCUCUACCACGGCCUCAAAGGGGACCGUCAUCUGUGGCUACAUGAGCUGCACAACAAAUACGGUACCCAUGUUCGCGUCGCGCCGAAUUUCGUCUCUAUCAACUCCGAUCGCGGACUUCACGAUAUUUACGGACACGGCAAGCGGUUCCAGAAAGCGGCUUUCUACAAUGCUUUCCCAGCGAUCAAGGGCGUGUACAAUACGCACAACGCUAUCGACAAAUCCAUGCAUGGUCGCAAAAGAAGAGUGCUGAGCCAGGCUUUCUCCGAAAACGCACUCAAGGGAAUGGAGGACGUUAUGCUCCUCCAUGUGCGCCAGCUGUGUGCAGUCCUGGCCGGAUAUGAUGGGAAUUUCGAAUCUCACGACCAGAAGGGAAACGUCAAGAACAUGGGCGAUUGGUUCAGCUAUCUCUCGUACGAUGUAAUGGGCGAGCUCUGCUUCGGCAAGAGUUUCGACAUGCUUAUCUCUGACAGCCGGAGAUACAAAGUCGGAUUGGUGGAUCGCGCGGCAAACCGACACUAUGUAUGCGGACUCUGGAUGCCCCUGGACACAUGGGGCCUGGACCAGAUCUUCAUCCGUAAGCUGACUCGCGAUCGCUGGAAUUUCAUCAUGAACUCGAGGGUUGAGGCCAACGAGCGCGCCAAGGAACGUACCCAGAUUGGCCGGGAUGCCAAGAAGGACUUCUUCUAUUACCUCCUGAACGCCAAGGAUCCGGAGACCGGCAAUGGGCUCAGUACGCCUGAGCUGUGGGGCGAGUCGAACGUUCUGAUGAUUGCAGGAAGCGACACCACCUCAACCACACUGGCAGCAACACUGUUCUACCUGGUUCGACGACCAGACGCAUUGGCCAAACUCACGGCCGAGGUGCGCGGCGCUUUCAACGAAGUUGAAGAGAUCGUCACCAGCAGCUCACUUGGCGAGCUCGUGUACUUAAAAGCAUGCAUUGACGAGGCCCUGCGUCUUGCCCCAGCUGUACCCGGUGCAAUUCCGCGCGAAGUAAUGGAAGGCGGCGCAGUAGUCGACGGCGUCUUCCUACCCGCAGGAACAGACUGCGGAACCCCAACGUACUCAAUCCACCGACAAGAGCGGUACUACCAGGAGGCAGGGACUUUCAUACCGGAGCGCUGGAUCGAAGAUGCCACUUGCACGGCAGCGGGAAGGACUUGGCAGACAACCAAAGAGAGCAUUGAGACGGCACGCCACGCAUUCUGCCCGUUCAGCAUUGGACCACGUGGGUGCAUUGGUAAGAGCAUGGCAUUUAUGGAGAUGCGACUGACACUGGCGCGGCUGGUAUUCCUGUUUGAUAUGUCGUUGGCCGAUCGUCAGGGUGAAGACGCGGGUGGGCAUUUAGCGUUGACGGAUCACUUCACCAGCGCGAAGAAUGGGCCCAAUGUUGUUUUCCGACGGAAAUAA
Molecule: messenger RNA, 1578 nt
Organism: Penicillium soppii
Lineage: Eukaryota; Fungi; Ascomycota; Eurotiomycetes; Eurotiales; Aspergillaceae
Product: cytochrome P450
Exons: 3
Coding region: 1-1578 (525 amino acids)
Molecular function (GO): oxidoreductase activity, acting on paired donors, with incorporation or reduction of molecular oxygen; monooxygenase activity; iron ion binding
Source: RefSeq, a predicted model, not a curated record